Magnolia sinica is the source of this 1281-nucleotide messenger RNA. Its product is annotated as exopolygalacturonase-like. Gene Ontology annotation, biological process: carbohydrate metabolic process. The coding region runs from base 1 to 1242 and encodes 413 amino acids. Gene Ontology annotation, molecular function: polygalacturonase activity. The transcript has 5 exons. NCBI's taxonomy places the organism in Eukaryota, Viridiplantae, Streptophyta, Magnoliopsida, Magnoliales, Magnoliaceae. The record is from RefSeq and is a predicted model, not a curated record.
AUGGCAAGGAAGAAGAAAUCACAAUCUCAAAGCACAUUGUUCUUGAUUCAAGGGAUGGAUUUGAAAUGGAAUCUUCGAUUAGCUUGUUUGUUGUUCUUAUUCGCAUGGGUGGCAAAAGCCACUUCACCCGCGAAAGUUUUCAAUGUGAAGGAUUUUGGUGCAAUUGCAGAUGGUAAAACAGAUAAUAGCAAGGCGUUCUUGGAUGCUUGGAAGGAGGUGUGUUUUUGGGAUGGUAUGGGAAGGCUUUUGAUUCCAAAAGGGAUAUUUCUUGUUGGUCCAGUGGUGUUCAAAGGGCCAUGCAAGGGCCCUGUGACAUUUCAAGUAUCCGGAGUGGUGAAGGCGCCUAGUCUUGAGCAAUUCAAAUCAGAUGGUUGGGUAGAAUUUCAAUACAUAAAUGGCUUGAUGAUCACGGGUGGUGGAACAUUCGAUGGGCAAGGAGCUUUAGCUUGGCCACACAAUAAAUGCCCUAAGACGGUGAAAUGCAAGCUCUUACCAACAUCCUUAAGGUUCAGCUUUCUUACGGACACAACCAUUCGUAGUAUAUCUUCAGUUAACAGCAAGCUCUUCCACAUGAACAUGUUCAACUGCAAGAACAUCAAGAUCCAGUCUAUUAACAUUUCUGCGCCUGGAGACAGCCCUAACACAGAUGGUAUCCACAUAGGAGACUCAAGUGGGGUAAAGAUCUCUCGUUCUAUGAUAGGCACGGGUGACGAUUGCAUAUCCAUUGGGCCUGGCAACUCCAAUAUCUCCAUCUCCAAUGUAUUAUGUGGACCAGGGCAUGGUAUCAGUAUUGGCAGCCUUGGAAAAUAUCCCAACGAAGGUGAUGUUGUCGGUGUAAAUGUAAGGAAUUGCACACUCACAGGCACCACCAAUGGCAUAAGGAUCAAGACAUGGCAAGACUCUUCUAUUUUAUCUGCAUCGAAUUUCAAGUUCCAAGAUAUAGUCAUGAACAAUGUCUAUAAUCCAAUCAUCAUAGACCAAGAGUAUUGCCCAUAUACUUCUUGUGCCCAAGAGUCUCCUUCUCGCGUUAAGAUCAGUGAUAUUAGCUUCAUGAACAUCCAUGGUAGUUCAAGAUCUCAAGUAGCAGUCAAUCUCUUGUGCAGUAAAGGCGUGCCAUGUCAGAAUGUGGAACUAAGAAACAUUAACCUGGUGUAUAAUGGAUUGGGUGGACCUGCCACAUCCUCAUGUUCUAACAUCAAGGGAACUUCCUUUGGCCCACAAAGUCCUCCAUCUUGCCUCUAAUCCUCUUCAUUCUUCCAAUAGUUAGUUUCCUAAUAUUGA